AUGGGUGCCACGAGCUUCGAUCGCAGUGUGAUGAGCGAGUGUUUCCGCCUGGCCGAAGAAGCACUGUCAUCGGGCGAAGUCCCUGUCGGCUGUGUGAUGGUCUACGACGGCGAAGACAUCAUUGCUCGCGAUAGGAACCGCGUGAACGAGUCGAGAAAUGCGUGUCGGCACGCCGAGAUGGGCUGCGUCGAGCAAGUACUGGCCUGGUGCGCCGAUCGUCGGCUGCACUGGAGACAAGUGUUCCCUGCCAUAUGUGUGUACGCAACGGUGGAGCCGUGCAUCAUGUGCGCUUCGGCCUUGGGCGUGCUCGGCGUCUCGAGGAUCGUGUUCGGCUGCGCCAACGAACGCUUCGGCGGAAUGGGAUCCGUCCUGAACAGCAUCGACGAGACUCGUGUCGUGUCGGGCCUAUGGGCCGAGCGAGCCGUCCACUUGCUUAAAACUUUCUAUGCAGGCGAAAACCCGAACGCCCCGAAAGUGAAUGCGUGA
This is a messenger RNA of Rhipicephalus microplus (southern cattle tick), 486 nucleotides long. RefSeq names its product tRNA-specific adenosine deaminase 2. Lineage: Eukaryota; Metazoa; Arthropoda; Arachnida; Ixodida; Ixodidae. Gene Ontology annotation, cellular component: cytoplasm; nucleus. The record is from RefSeq and is a predicted model, not a curated record. Gene Ontology annotation, molecular function: tRNA-specific adenosine-34 deaminase activity. Gene Ontology annotation, biological process: tRNA wobble adenosine to inosine editing.